Messenger RNA from Eleginops maclovinus (Patagonian blennie), 1720 nucleotides. Its product is annotated as ephrin-B2a-like. Gene Ontology annotation, molecular function: ephrin receptor binding. The record is from RefSeq and is a predicted model, not a curated record. Lineage: Eukaryota; Metazoa; Chordata; Actinopteri; Perciformes; Eleginopidae. Gene Ontology annotation, biological process: axon guidance; blood vessel morphogenesis; ephrin receptor signaling pathway. The transcript has 5 exons. Bases 102 to 1091 code for a protein of 329 amino acids. Gene Ontology annotation, cellular component: plasma membrane.
CGCUGUGUGGGAUUUCAUUCAGGAAUGUGUCCUGUGUGCGCACCUGGAGCCGCCGGAGACAUGCAGAGUCACCACGGUUUGUCCCGUUUCCACUCUGCUUUAUGAUACCGAGCCGCUGUUAUACUGUGAUGGGGAGACUCACAUGUAGCUGCUGUGCCACGGUCCUGCUGGCCAUCAUUAGCUCAUGUCGGGCAGUCACACUGGAGUCCAUUCACUGGAGCAGCUCCAAUGCAAAAUUUAGUCCAGGUCAGGGUCUGGUCCUGUAUCCUCAGAUCGGGGAUAAGAUGGAUAUCGUGUGUCCCCGGGCAGAUGCUUCUUCUGGGGGGAAAGAGGAGUUCUACCGAGUGUACCUUGUCUCCAGAAGUCAGAUGGAGAGCUGCACCAUCCACAAGACGGACACGCCCCUGCUGAACUGUGACAAACCUCACCAGGAUGUAAAGUUCACCUUCAAGUUUCAGGAGUUCAGCCCCAACCUGUGGGGCCUGGAAUUCUUCAAGGGGAAGGACUACUAUAUCACCUCCACCUCUGCAGGCUCUCUGCAGGGACUGGAUAAUACUAAUGGAGGGGUGUGUAAAACCAAAUCCAUGAAGCUGGUGCUGAGAGUUGGCCAAAGCUCUUCAGAUCAACAUUCAACCCUCCAGGAGUCCCCCAUCAGAUUCCCACCCACACAUCCAAAGUCCAAGAACUCCUCUGCAAAAGACAAGGAUGUAAAAAUCCAAGAUGAACCAACAGAACCCAGCUCUAGGCCACCAGUGCUAAUGUGGGUCGUCUUUGGAGGUGUAAUCCUCCUUCUCAUCAUCAUCAUUUUAAUGGUGGUGCUGUGGAGGCGCCGGAGACGUCAGCAUGACCGUGUGCCAGACAGCCAUCAGUCUGCCUCCGUGUCCCUCAACACUUUGUCUGUGGCUAAGCGGGACAGCAUCAGCAGCGACAACAACGGCUCGGACCCCAGCGACGUGGUCUUCCCUCUGCGGGCUUCUGAAAGCAUGAUCUGUCGGCAUUAUGAGCGUGUGAGUGGGGACUACGGGCCCCCUGUGUACAUAGUUCAGGAGAUAAUGCCCCAGACUCCCACCAACAUGUACUACAAGGUCUGAUGUUUGCUGCUUUAAUGCCAGACUCUGACUGAUGAUCCUAAACUGUCUGGGACACGAAGCAUUUGUAUUGCUUUAGAUUUAAAGUUUGUUGCACAGGAGGUGUGAAGAAAAAUCCCAUGAGGGGUCAUACAUAGGAGAGACAAUCAGAGUCCAAGUUUUGCGACGAACACAUCAUCCAGCAAACGCCACAGGUGGGAUGUAAGUUAUUAGCCUGCUGUACAAUUUUGAGGUACAAUUUGAAUCUUUACAGGGGGAAAAAUUGUGCUUUCUACCUUACUACAUUUAUAUGGCAGCCGUGAUUUAGAUUUUACUCACAAAAAAGAGAGCUCAUAAAGUAUAUUGUAUCUUUAUUAAUAUAACUACCCAUCAGUAUGUAAAGAGCUUUAUAUAAGUUCCACUUUGGCCAAAUACAAGAUAAAAAUAUAACGGAAAUUAAUAUGAAUAUAUAUUAAAAUGCUCAUAGGGUCCUUUUUUCAGGGUACUAUUACUUUUGAUACUUUGAGUACAUUUUGCUAAUAACAUUUACAAACACAACAUAUGAAAACACAAAAAAAUAUGAUGCCUUGUUAUCUACCCAAAAGUAUAUAAAAAUCAAGCAAAAUAUUAUUCAAUUAUUUGAUUAGUUUAAG